Chlamydomonas reinhardtii is the source of this 3190-nucleotide messenger RNA. RefSeq lists its product as uncharacterized. Gene Ontology annotation, molecular function: methyltransferase cap1 activity. NCBI's taxonomy places the organism in Eukaryota, Viridiplantae, Chlorophyta, Chlorophyceae, Chlamydomonadales, Chlamydomonadaceae. The transcript is spliced from 12 exons. The record is from RefSeq and is a predicted model, not a curated record. Gene Ontology annotation, biological process: 7-methylguanosine mRNA capping. Bases 777 to 3020 code for a protein of 747 amino acids. Gene Ontology annotation, cellular component: nucleus; cytoplasm.
AAUACUUCGCGACCUGAGUCCAAAGUCUCAGAGCCAACUUGCAAACAGCAAUCGAAGUGCACCUGCCUAUCUAUCGCUGCUCAGCUGUCUUGAUUAAGUGUAAUAAAUCUCUACGAGCACCCCCGUUGGGGCGUGGAGGGCGGGCGAGCGCAGCAUUCGCGGGACAGGCGCAAUUUUCGCCCCCCGCUGAGCACAUUACAGGUGUGUCAACAAAGUAAUGUUGCAGAUAGGUGUAGACGUUCGACUGGCAGCACAUGGUGCUCCUUUGCGCCAAGCUCCUGCGCUGAAACCCUGCCCUGGAGGCCGGCCCGUCCCUCCCACCACAUCUACGCAAACCGAGGCCGCGCCAGCGCUCACCGCUGCCUGCAACGCUAUUUGCCUCGCUGCAGUGGCUUGACCUGCGGGGCCGCGGCUUCCUGAGCCCGCGCCACACGCGGCCCCAGCGGCGCUGGCAUUCCUCCGCCAGCGGUGGGAGCGCCUGACGGGCGCUUGGGCUGGCGUACGUCUCGCACGGCUGGAUCACGACAUACACAAACACACAGACGGAGCAGCAGCAUCUGGGGUCGGGGCGAGGGUGACAGUGCAGGACGGGCACGGAGGCGCCGGGUGCGUGCCGCUAGGCGGCACGUACCCCACACGGCGACAUCAGGCCGAAGGCGCCUCAGGUCUGCGCGAACGUGCUUUGCGCCAUCGCCUUCCUAGAAGCAGCAGCGGCUGCAGCAGUAGCUUCUCACUUCCGCAACGAACUUAUUCAGAAGGGGCCGUUGUAGAAGAUAAUGUUCGGCGGUGCCAUGCCGAUGCCCAUGCCGGUGCCUGCGGCCGGCUACGGCGGACCCAUGCCUAUGCCCAUGGGGGCCUCGGUGGGGCUGGGCGGCGGGGUGGUGCCGGAGAUACUCAACACCACACCCGGCGUGACGGGCGAGGGCCGGCGGCAGGCGGUGGCCGCGACACGGCGCAGGACGGCGGCUGGGCAGGAGGGGCGCGGCGAGAUGUGCCAGCGCAUGCGCUACAUCAUGUUUGAGAUCGACGAGCACAACGGGCGCUUCCUGGCGGACCGGCCCGCCGACCAGCCCUUCCAGUUCCUGGACGUGUGCUGCUGCCCGGGCGGCUUCAGCACCUACAGCCUGGAGGCUGGCAAGGCGCCUCGCAAGGGCAUCGGGCUGAGUCUGCCGCCCAUGUACGGCGGACACCUGCCAGCCAUACCCGAGCGGACUGACAACUACUACCUGCAUUUUGUGGACGUGACCACCAUCGCCGCCACGGUGCGGGUGGGCGACAUGGGCGUCGGCACCCCCGGAUGCCCGCAGCCCGCACUGAGGCUGGACGCAGCCCUGCACGACCCGCCCUCCAACGCCUGCCAGCUUGUGAUCCUGGACGGCAGCUUCCUGGGCGGCAAGGACUGGAUCCACAAGGAGACCAGCCUCACGGACGCCGACAACCCCGCAUUCAACGUCUACAGCAGCAACGCGGCGGCGCACAAGGCGCUGCUGGUGGCGCAGCUGGUCGUGAUGGCCAACAACCUGGCUCGCGGCGGGCUGCUGGUGCUGCGGCUCAACAUGUUCCCAGACAUGUUCACAGUGGGCGUGCUGGGCCUGCUGCGACAGGUGUUUGCGGGCGACGUGGCCUCCUACAAGCCGCGCAGCUGCCACGUGCACGUGGGCAGCUAUUACCUGGUGUGCACCAACUUCGACCCGGUCAGGGCGUACCAGAUGCAGUGGGUGCCGCGCUGGUACGAGUGCCUGACCCGCAUGCGCGCCGGCGGCCCCGCGCCGCGCUUCGUGCCCUUCCCCGGAUUCCACCUGGACAGCGCGCCGGCCAUGCAGGUGUGGACGCGCGCCAUGUACGCCUACCACGUGCACCUGUGGCGCUUCCUCAAGCUGGUGGAGGUGGCCAUGGAGGAGAAGGCGCUGCUGGACAAGCGGCUGGCGCAGCGGCCCCGCACCGGCCGCUUCACCAACACCUGCGGCCGCAUCUUCGCCAACGUGCGCUGCACCGCGGGCGAGCGCUGCAACAGCGCCCACUCCUUCGCCGAGCUGCACCCCUUCGUGCAGAAGGCCUUCCGCGAGCCGCGCGGCUUCCUGCACCAGCCCGGCAGCCUGGCGCUGCUGUCUGCCCCCGUGGUGGCCUACGACCCGCUGCCCGAGACGCUGCUGGAGCUGAGGCAGCAGGCGCACAUGCAGAAUGUCCUGCGUGCCCAAGCGGUCGCGGACAGCCAGCGCGCGCGCCUGCACGCAGCAGCAGCAGCCGGCGCGGCAGCGGCAGCGGCCGCCGGCGGAGCCGGAGGGCCCGGUGGCGGCUACGCCGGCGGCAGCGGCGGCCCCAACCACCAAAACCACCAAAACAGCAACAUGCUGGGCAUGGCGGUUGGCGGCGGUUACGAUGAGGCGGUUCAGUUGGGCAUGGCUGGCGAGUGGGUGCACGGGCUGAUGCGCGGCACUCGGGAUGAGGCGGGCGAGGCGGGCGGCGAGGACGCGCUGUCGCUGUUCAUGCGCACGGCGGACGACCCCAACGUGGUGCUGGAGGGCGGGUUCGAGGACCCAGAGCCGGCGCCGGGGGCGGUGCCGCACCCCGGCGGGUUUGGGAGAGGCGCCGCGGCAGGCGGCUGGGCGGGGCCGGGAGGCGGGGUUGCGGGUGAAGGGGAGGGUGGAGGGAAGGACGGAGGAGGGGCGGGGGAGGUGGGCGGUGGUGGGGGUGGAGGUGGCAGUGGAAGCGGCGCCGCGGCGCCGGCGGCGCCGGCGGAGGAGCCGGAUGACUGGGAGCUGGAGCUGGCGGGGCUCACAGGAGCAGCGGGAGGUGGAGAGGCGGCGGCCGCGACAGGCGCCAAGGCCGGCGGCGGCGGCGGAGGCGGCAGCAAGCCCCGGCCGCGGGCAGGCAGUGGCGCCGCGGGCGGUGGCUCCGCCGCCGCGAUGCGCCCGGAGCUGCUCCAAAUGUCUGGGUACCAGCCGCGGCUGGGUCUGUUGGCCAUUGAGGUGGAGGACGAUGAGACGCUGUCAGCGAUGUGCGAGUACCUGGGCUGGUAGCGCUGGACGAGGCAGUGGAGGAAAGGGAUGAAGGAGCAGGUGGGGGGAAAGGGGGAGGGCAAGAGGGGGCUGGGGCGCAUGGGGAGGACGGGGUGAAGCAGAAGAGUAGCGCGGCGGCGGCGUGUCACAGAGUACCGGUACAAGGGAAGUGAAUGUAACAAAGCAUAGCG